Molecule: messenger RNA, 1132 nt
Organism: Perca flavescens (yellow perch)
Lineage: Eukaryota; Metazoa; Chordata; Actinopteri; Perciformes; Percidae
Exons: 11
Coding region: 11-1054 (347 amino acids)
Biological process (GO): negative regulation of T cell proliferation; cell surface receptor signaling pathway; cellular response to lipopolysaccharide
Cellular component (GO): external side of plasma membrane
Source: RefSeq, a predicted model, not a curated record
GUUGCUGACAAUGACUGCUGACAGGUGGAUCGUCCUUUUAGCCCUGUGCUUUAUUUGUGUGUCUUCAAAUGAGCCUUAUUUUGAGAACUCUUGUGAGCAGCAUUCCAAUGUUUGUGAGACACACACACUCAGCGCUCCGCUUGGCUCCUCUGUGCUCCUGCCAUGCAACUUUGCAACAAUUCAACGCAACUUGGUGUCCUGGGUCCACACUCUUAAGGGGAAUCUGGUCCAUAUCAAAUCUGAAGGUCGUAUUAAGUUCCUGGACCACAGGCAUGGUCGGGUGAGAGUCUUUCCUAACCAGGGCUCAGAGGGAAACUACUCCAUCUUCAUCGAUGGACUUAACAACUCUGACCUCGGGUGUUAUCGCUGUAACCAUAAAUAUGACUGUCUUCAAGUGAACGUGGUUGCUGAAAGAGAUGCUCUGAGUGAAGAGAUGAGGCUACUGAUUUUCAUCUGUGUUGGCGUGGCUGCUUUGAUCCUGCUGAGCGUCGGUGGCUACUGCUGCACCAAGUGCAAAUUGUGCUGCAAUAACAGAAAGCAGGAUAAUCCUGAAGGUGCAGGUACUGAGAGUGCCAGUGCUCCACCCGCGGAAACAGGCAGAGCACCAGUAGAGCAACAGCACAGAGUGUUUCCUUUUCCUACAGGAGCAGGCAAUGAUCAACUUGUUUAUGAAAAUGAUGACCAAGGCCCAUCCAACCAGCAGGAUGACCCCAUCAGAAAUUAUUGCAGUCCAGUAUCAGAAGUUCUGCCUGAUCCGCAAGGGGCUCAACCCAUUCAAAGUGCCAGUGGGAUUUAUCCAAACUUGAACCAGUUUGAGAGGAUGGAAAGUCAGAAAAAGAAACAGAGAUUUCAUCAAGAACUCUUCAGCAGAAUACGGCAAGCAAGUCUCAGUCGGCAUUAUUACGCUAACCAAAGUGAAAUCAGCCAGCAACAAGCCAUGGCAACUCAGGCAAAGAAUCAUCGCAAAGGUCUGGGGAAGAAGAAAGCCAAAGAAAAUGCUGAAUACAAAAACCCGAUUUACAACAGGAGCACAGACCAGCUCAACCGCCUAUAGAGUAAAGGAGAAUUUAAACAGCUGUUGAGAUAUUUUCAGUAUCAACAUCCUUUCCAAUGACAGUUAUUGAUUUUUCAA